Messenger RNA from Medicago truncatula (barrel medic), 558 nucleotides. Its product is annotated as non-specific lipid-transfer protein. Lineage: Eukaryota; Viridiplantae; Streptophyta; Magnoliopsida; Fabales; Fabaceae. Gene Ontology annotation, biological process: lipid transport. The coding region runs from base 47 to 406 and encodes 119 amino acids. Gene Ontology annotation, molecular function: lipid binding. The transcript is spliced from 2 exons. The record is from RefSeq and is a predicted model, not a curated record.
CAACAAUUACCAAUCUAUUAACACACUAGAGUUCACUCACACAAUCAUGGCUAGUUCAAUGCUUACCAAGGUUACUUGUUUGGCUAUGUUAUGCUUGGUUUUGGGCAUUCCAAUAGCCAAUUCUGCCCCUUCAUGUCCUCAAGUGCAACAAACUUUAGCACCAUGCAUUCCGUACCUAACAAACCCAGGUCCACCCCCUCCCCCUGACCCAUGUUGCAAUGGGUAUAAGACUUUAGAUGGCCAAAUCAAAACUCCUGAAGAUAUUCAAGAUGUUUGCUAUUGCCUUAAACCCAUUGUGGAGAACCCCAAACUCAAUAUUUCUGCCCUUGCUUCCCUCCCUAAAGACUGUGGUAUGGACAUGGGCUAUGUGAUUAGCCCUGACAUGGACUGCAGCAAGGUAAACUAGUACUGAGCAGCUUGCAGGGUUGAAGGUUAAUGAAUAAAGUAAUAAUUGGUUUUUGGUAAUAACCAAUACCGACAGAAUAAAGAUGGCUUAAUUUCUUCAGUUGUAAGUUGUAACUGAAUCCCCACUAGGGAUCACUAUAUAUAUAAUAAAAA